This is a messenger RNA of Lodderomyces margitis, 1398 nucleotides long. It is a transcript of the gene HSM3, whose product is annotated as Hsm3p. Bases 1 to 1398 code for a protein of 465 amino acids. The record is from RefSeq and is a predicted model, not a curated record. NCBI's taxonomy places the organism in Eukaryota, Fungi, Ascomycota, Pichiomycetes, Serinales, Debaryomycetaceae. The transcript has a single exon.
AUGUUUGACGGUAUUACGAAUAACGUUAUCUCCGAAAUAUCCUCCAGCUAUGAAUCAAAAACAGCCAUUGAUGAAAAGUUGAUUGACAACUACAUCCUCGCUUUGGAUUUGGCUACUGUUGAACAGCCUUCAUACUUUCAAAAGGUCAUUCCUCUUGUGAAUCAAACAUUGCUUGAUAACGCUUACCCCACAAUUGAUCCAACAGGAGCACUUAUCAAGCUUCUAGAGAAGGUCCUAUCAUACCUCAAUUUCCAACAAAUCGUCGCCUUUUAUCCAACGGACUUUAUUUUGGAGAAUUUGUUCUCUGUAUCGUCAAUCAGCAUCUUGUGUUUGAAAAUAUUGACUUUAAAUGUGCAUCAAUUGGAGACGCAGGAGUUUUUGUCUAGCAACAAUGUUGUGGCUAGAUUAUUGAAGGUGUUUUUUGAUGAAAACACGCAGAUUCUGGUGUUGAGCCUGAUUGAAACACUUGUUGCUGCUUUAUAUUCGCUGGAGAUACAUUUGUUAGAUAGAGGACAGGAUCGACUCUACUCGGUUAGAAAACUGACCAAUGCCGUGCUUUUGGCUCGGUUAUUGGACCUCCUUUUGAUUUUGGUUGACAAACUGCUGAAUUUGGAUCCAAAAUUGUACAAUUUUAAUGAAAGGGAAAUUCUCACAUUUAGUGAUGACCCACUUUUUUUAAUCCUUUUGAUCCAGUUUUACAUUAAAGCAAUAGGGACGAAUCUCACUAUCGAAGGGUCAAUCACAGCAGUGAUGACCUUGUACAAAAAAGGUGAAUUAGACGACAUUGUCAACUCCGAGGUUGCUGAUCUUGUAGCAAAAAUGACAUACCACGGUUACAAGUCAUUAUUGUCCGAUUUUGAGAUAUUCAAAACUUACAACUUGAUCAAAGUGUUUGACAAAGAUGAAGUGGAAAUAAAGCUUCUAUCCAAGUCCAACCCUGGCGUGAUGUACAGUCUUAACCCAUCUAUAUACGAUGAUGUUUUGAAAAAUCUACCUUUGUUUGAUCACAUAUAUCUUCCCAUUUUGCUCAAUUUCCUUGCAUCACCUCAAGCUUGGAUGUCGUUGAAAUUGAAAUUGACUAAUGAGCAACUUGAAUCUUUGUCGAAAGACAAAUUGUUUCUGUUGCUAUUGAGCAUGUCAAAGUACAAGCACACAAAGGAAUAUCUUUUCAACAACUUGCCAAAUAUAAUGAACAAUGAAGUUAUUGAGUCAGAUAUAAGAAACAAUGAUAUUUGGAAGUUGAAACUACAGAUUCUUGAAAACUUGAAACACAGCGAAGAAGUUUCUGGGUUUGGCAUUUGGGAGAACAAGAUUGAAGAAAGCUACAAUUUGAUGAAAUUUGGCCAGAGCUAUAAACAUGUCCAACCUAAAGUUGAAGUUAUUGAUGAUACUGCUUAG